AUGGCCGAAGCUGCACUUCACACUGAGACCACUUGCAAGAUUAGACAUGUACACAUCGAAUGCCCAAUCUGCUUGACUCGGUUCAUCGAUCCGAAAAUCCUGGACUGCCAGCACAGCUUCUGCUUAAAAUGUCUUCAGGAACUUGUAGACAAACAGGAUCAGAAGACGGGUUUCAUCAUUUGCCCAGUGUGUAGAGAGAAAACUUCAGUCCCAGAUAAGGGACCAUCGGCUCUUCUCAACUGCUUUCUUUUGAGCUCGCUUAUUGAUGACGUCAUCAAUCCGAAUAGUCCCGAGGUGGACAUUAACCCUCUUGUCUCGAUUUGCGAAGGAUGCGACGAAGGUCGUGAUGCCGUCUCACGGUGUGUUGACUGUGAUGCGAAUUUUUGCAAGAUUUGUUUGGAAUACCACGGCAAAAUAAAAUUGAACAGGGAUCAUCGAGUCGUUAAUGCAGCCGGGUCGUCAAAUGAGGGAUCCAGAGACAACAACAAAACUUGCUUUCUAAAAUGCCGGAAACACACUGACCAGGAACUGUGUUUUUAUUGCGAUACGUGUGACUUACUUGUUUGUCUCAAAUGUGUGGUAUUUGAACACAGAGCGCAAAACCACAAACUCACUGAAAUCAAAGACUCCAUUCGAUCUUAUCGUCAAGCUGUUAAAGAGGCAUUGAUGAAGUUUGAUGAAUGUCGCAAGCAAUUUCAAAAAGUAGAUGACUCUAUCAAACACUCACAGCAUAGAUUACAGCUCAUGGUCGACCGGGCUCUUCAAGAUAUUGUGGCUAAGGAGGAAGAAGAAGUCAAGAAAAUCAGAAAAGCAUCUCGCCUCCUUCAAGAAAGAGUCACUCAAAUCUGCACAGAGAGAGGUGGGCAAUUCGGCAGCAUACAGAUCAGCAAUAGCGAUAAGAUAAGCCGCGCAGAGCAGAUCGUAGCUUCAGUCAACGACUUGAUGCAUCAUGCUGAUGACUUUGAGCUACUGGACCUCAAGCCAAAGGUUAUGCACAACUUGACAUUCCACAAAGAGCUCCAGUUUCAAACAGUGCAACAUAGCAAAUCAUUCAUCGGGUUCAAAGGUCAUGAUGUCGUCUCUGAUGCGGAUAUCGGUGAAAUACUAGAGGAAGAGAAGUGGGAGGUGAAGACAGAGUUUGGUAAAGAAGGGGAAGGUGAGGGGGAGUUCAAAAUGGCAUUUGACGUUGCUUGUUUUAGCAGCAAUGACAUCGUCGUUACUGAUGUUGAACGGCGGAUAAUAUCAAAAUUUACACCGAGUGGUAGUUGCAAAUCUCAAGGUGUGCAAAGUAGAACAGAAGAUGGACAACUAGAAAACCCUGGCGGUGUUGCGGUGACCUCUGAUGACCUGCUUCUGGUUACUGACGGACAGGAUGUAAAGGUUUAUGAUAGCGAACUGCGAUUUAUCCGUAAGUUCAGACCAUUACGGAAUGAAGUCGAGGGGCAGUCAGAGAGUAAACUCGCUGGUAUUGCUGUUGACAAGAAAGAUCGUAUUGCAGUGUAUGACGUUUGGAGAAAGGUAAUAUAUCUUCAAAACAAGGAUGGAUCCACCAUUUCCACAAUAAAGCAUGUUGCUAUUGGCUCCAGCUUUCUAUCUGUUAACAACAAGGAGCGACUGAUCUUUACAAACAUCUAUGAGAUGAAACUAGUUUGUCUGGAUUUCAUGGGAAACGAGGUGUUCAAGAUCAGCACCUCCGUUGACGGCAAACCUGUAAUGCCUACUGGUGUGUGUUGUGAUUAUGCUGGGGAUAUAUAUGCGUGUUUCUUAUGCAAAGAUGGUGAUGGUGAUGGUGAUUGUGAUAGUGAUGGUGAUGGUGAUGGUGAUGGUGACGGUGACGGUGACGGUGAUGGUGAUGGUGACGGUGACGGUGACGGUGAUGGUGAUGGUGACGGUGACGGUGACGGUGAUGGUGAUGGUGAUGGUGAUGGUGAUUGUGAUAGUGAUGGUGAUGGUGAUGGUGAUGGUGACGGUGACGGUGACGGUGAUGGUGAUGAUGAUGGUUUUGUUGCUGGUGAGAUACAUCACUACGAUGCAUCAGUGAAGCCGCUUAACGGAUCAUUGUUUCAAAGAGUCACUGGUCUCAAAGAUCAGUAA
Molecule: messenger RNA, 2094 nt
Organism: Asterias rubens (European starfish)
Lineage: Eukaryota; Metazoa; Echinodermata; Asteroidea; Forcipulatida; Asteriidae
Product: E3 ubiquitin-protein ligase TRIM71-like
Exons: 2
Coding region: 1-2094 (697 amino acids)
Biological process (GO): positive regulation of DNA-templated transcription
Cellular component (GO): chromatin; nucleoplasm
Molecular function (GO): zinc ion binding; ubiquitin-protein transferase activity; protein binding
Source: RefSeq, a predicted model, not a curated record